This is a messenger RNA of Dioscorea cayenensis subsp. rotundata (Guinea yam), 1436 nucleotides long. Its product is annotated as uroporphyrinogen decarboxylase. Lineage: Eukaryota; Viridiplantae; Streptophyta; Magnoliopsida; Dioscoreales; Dioscoreaceae. Gene Ontology annotation, molecular function: uroporphyrinogen decarboxylase activity. The coding region runs from base 106 to 1275 and encodes 389 amino acids. The record is from RefSeq and is a predicted model, not a curated record. Gene Ontology annotation, biological process: porphyrin-containing compound biosynthetic process. The transcript is spliced from 6 exons.
CUGGAAGACUGUGGGAGCGAGAAGGUCUUCUUUCUGGUCAGAAUUCGAUUUUGGGAAAUUUCGAAGGUUUUUUGAGGAAUUAGGGCAAAAGAAUUUGGGGUUGAAAUGGCGUGCAUUUAUAGCCCGUUUUCAAUCUCAUCACCUUCGAUUUCCGCGAGAUCUCGAAUCAAAUCGAAGCAGUUCGCAAUCCGAUGCGUCGUUGGAGAAGUUGUUGCAGAACCAAAAGUUGCAAACUUGGCGGAGCCGCUACUACUACAUGCUGUCCGGGGUGGCAAAGUCGAUAGACCCCCAGUUUGGCUUAUGAGACAAGCAGGGAGGUACAUGAAGAGUUAUCAAAUGAUAUGUGAGAAGUACCCUUCAUUUCGUGAAAGAUCAGAAAAUGUAGAUCUUGUUGUUGAAAUCUCUCUACAACCAUGGAAAGUUUUCAAACCUGAUGGAGUUAUUUUGUUUUCUGACAUCCUGACUCCUCUCCCGGGUAUGAACAUACCAUUUGAUAUAGUGAAAGGGAAAGGUCCUGUCAUAUAUAGUCCUUUAAGAACAUCAGGUGAUGUUGAUCAAGUGAGAGAGUUUGUUCCAGAAGAGUUCGUUCCUUAUGUUGGUGAAGCACUGUCUAUUUUGAGAGAUGAGGUUAAAGAUGAAGCUGCGGUUCUUGGUUUUGUUGGGGCUCCUUUCACCCUUGCAUCAUAUGUGGUUGAAGGGGGUUCAUCCAAGAACUUCACCAAAAUAAAGCAAUUGGCUUUCUCUCAACCCGAGGUUCUUCAUGCAUUGCUACAGAAAUUUGCCAACUCGAUGGCAAAAUACAUCAAGUACCAAGCGAACAAUGGUGCUCAAGCAGUCCAGAUCUUUGAUUCAUGGGCAACAGAAUUAAGCCCUGUGGAUUUUGAGGAAUUCAGCUUGCCUUAUUUGAAGCAAAUUGUUGAAUCUGUCAGAAAGACACAUCCGGAUCUUCCUUUAAUCCUCUACGCAAGUGGAUCAGGAGGAUUGCUCGAGAGACUUGCUAUGACUGGGGUCGAUGUUGUUAGUUUAGACUGGACUGUUGACAUGGCAGAAGGCCGGAAACGGUUGGGUCUCGAUGUAGCCGUCCAGGGAAAUGUCGACCCUGGGGUCCUCUUUGGAUCAAAAGAGUUCAUAACGAAACGUAUUCACGAUACUGUGGCCAAAGCUGGCAAUAGUAAACAUAUUUUGAAUCUCGGUCACGGCAUCAAAGUAGGAACACCAGAAGAGAAUGUCGCACAUUUCUUCGAAGUUGCACAAGGAAUCCGAUACCAAAUGUAGUGUUUGUCUUCUCAGUUUCAUUUGUUAAUUAUUGUGUUCUUCGGCGCUCAUUUUUUGUUUGCGAAUAGCAUUCAAUUCUUAAACUCAGAGAACGUGUAAUAUUAAUAUCUGACAAUUUUCUUGCUUGUGCAAUGGAUUUGAAUGUUCAGGUAUUUCUUGUA